AUGCAGCGAAAGCGCAGGCGUAGGGAACUCAUCGAACAAAAGGGAAAUUCACUUCUUGAAGAACAUCACGUUAGUCCCGGAUCUGAUGUCGUAUCAAAAGUUCUCAUUACAAACAGCCCACAGUUUUCGCCCCGAUCGAGCCGAAAACAUGCAGAUUAUUUUCCGUUUGACUUUUUGCCGAAGCAUGUUCAAGAGAAGAUUCUCGAUUUCAUUCCGCUAAGAAACCGUGUUUGUCUGGAAAGGGUUUCUUGUACAUGGCGUCAUAUUUUGUUGGAUAGCUGGAAAAAGAUAAAAUCGGUUUCAAUUCCGGGUACACUCACUGAAUUAUUGCAACUUCGUCCGAUCAGUGAUACCCAUGUAUGCGGUCUUUUGCAUAAAUGUGGAAAAUAUCUCACUACCGUUGAUCUUUACCUUCCACAACAUUUUAUCACCGCUCAACACGUUCUCUAUACUAUGUCAAACCUCUGUAUGAGUAUAAAGUCGCUGACUCUCCGUACCGAACUUGAUGAAAUUGCGAUGACGUAUCUGCUCAAAACAUAUGUCGACUUUUUCGCACAAUUAAAAGAACUCGAGAUUUUUUAUAAUGGAACUCAUUCCAUUCAUAAUGGAUUACGUGCAAUUUCUCGUUCGAUGCAUUCGAUUGAAUCAUUUCGUCUUGAAUGCUACAGUUUGCCACUAAACAUAGCCUCUUUAUUUCCUGCCAGCAAUCAACUUAAACGUUUCGCCAUUCGUAUGAAAAAUCGGUCGGCCUUACCCUCAAUAUCAACUUCGGCUUCUCAAAUGCACGGACAUCCUCUUAUUUUGGACACUCGUGUUCACAAUUCAUUUAUCGGAGAUUUCUUUGCUUAUCUCUCGGAUGUUUAUCCGUGUUUGGAGGAAUUAGAAGUCUCCAUCUUGGCCACAUCAAUCACUAAUGAAGAUCGUUUAUGUUAUCAUCUAGCACGUAUCGGAUCACAGCGUCGAAUGAAAAAAUUAUCUCUCGGCCUCGUGACAAUUGGUCAAUGGUGGGGAUCCACAGCUCUACGUUCAAUUUCGGCUUUUCACUCGUUGAGAGAACUUUCCCUCACCGCUUGCCAAUUACCUUAUGAUUUUGCCGCAAUUAUCAACAUUGCCGGUCUAGGAGAAACCCUAACAAGCCUCCGUUUAUCAGUGAUUGGCCAUUUGGAUGCAUCACGUUUAAGAGAACUUUUUUCGACUCUUCCCCAGCUUCGUCACUUUUCCCUCAACUAUACUCCAGAAUUCCCGGCACCUCUAAACAUCGAUGUUCAUCUCUUUGUCAAUAUGUUCAUGUUUUGCUAUCGAUUGAGCUAUCUCGAACUGGUUGAAUGUCCAGGAGUUGAUCGAGUUGCCCUCGUACAAGCAUUACAUUCAGCUUUUCAUGACACAGCCCAGUACAGCAAUGAAUGUCUCGAAUAUACAGUUCGCUUGCGUAUGGUCGGUGGGUCGACAUUGGCAAAUCGACGCAAAAGGGGACUCAAAUGUUGUGCAACAGUAGACCUUCGUGCGUUUGUACAUAUCCUUUCCAUGACAUGCUUGGGAUUCAAAAAUCCCAAC
Messenger RNA from Mesorhabditis belari, 1554 nucleotides. Lineage: Eukaryota; Metazoa; Nematoda; Chromadorea; Rhabditida; Rhabditidae. The record is from the annotation of a GenBank genome assembly.